Rhipicephalus microplus (southern cattle tick) is the source of this 2564-nucleotide messenger RNA. It is a transcript of the gene PNPase, whose product is annotated as polyribonucleotide nucleotidyltransferase 1. Gene Ontology annotation, molecular function: polyribonucleotide nucleotidyltransferase activity; RNA binding; 3'-5'-RNA exonuclease activity. Gene Ontology annotation, cellular component: cytosol; mitochondrion. NCBI's taxonomy places the organism in Eukaryota, Metazoa, Arthropoda, Arachnida, Ixodida, Ixodidae. Gene Ontology annotation, biological process: mitochondrial mRNA catabolic process; mitochondrial RNA 3'-end processing. The record is from RefSeq and is a predicted model, not a curated record.
AUGGCGGCGCCCAUAGACGCCGUUUGAAGCGAGCAUGGAGGUGCCCGUGGCGUGCGUCAAAUCCAUCUCGCAGCGCCUGUCUCGAGUGGGGUGCGUCUUGGCCUACGGCGGCAGAAGACGGCCCUGCGCGCUCUACAGGCUCAGCAAUGCGAGGCACGCUCACGGAGCGCCCACGCUGGGCGAGCAUCACACCGAAGUGCUGCUCUCCAACGAUCAAACACUCAAGUUGUCGUCAGGGCAGCUGGCCAAGUUUGCCGAUGGCUCCGCCGUUGCGCAAAUUGGUGACACGUCGGUAAUGGUCACCGUGGUCAGCAAACACAAACCUUCCUCAUCGGCGUCUUUUCUACCUCUUGUGGUCGAUUACCGGCAAAAGGCUGCAGCAGCUGGCCGAAUACCAACAAACUUCCUGCGGAGAGAACUGGGUCCCACGGAAAAAGAAAUUCUGACGAGCAGAGUGAUUGAUCGAUCCCUGAGGCCACUAUUCCCUGCUGGCUAUUUCUAUGAUACACAGCUGGUUUGCAACUUGCUCGCCGUCGAUGGGGUAAAUGACCCUGACAUCGUGAGUCUCAAUGCAGCAUCGGCGGCGCUCUCGCUUUCUGACGUGCCUUGGAAUGGACCCAUCGGUGCUGUCCGUGUGGGGCUCAUCGAUGGUGACGUGGUGAUCAACCCAACACGGCGGCAGAUGACGCAGAGCGCGCUAAACCUCAUCGUCGCUGGCGCUGAGCAUAACCAGGUUGUCAUGCUCGAAGCGUCGGCAGACAAUGUGCUCCUGCAGGACUUCCAGAAAGCAGUCCGCUGCGGUGUGAAGGAGACGCAGCUCAUCAUUCGUCAGAUCAAGGAGUUCCAGAGUGCGUACGGCCGGCCGAAGCGCACUAUGGAGAGGCUGUUUGUUCCAUCGGCAGAGCUCGUCGAAGCGGCAAGACUGUUGGCUGGAAUUCGUGUGCGGGACAUACUGUCAGAUUCCAAUCACGACAAAGUUUCUCGAGAUGAGGCCUUGAGUGCUGUGAAAGAUGAUGUCAUUGAGAAGCUCCAGGAAAGCUUUCCAGGAACAGAAAGUUACCUGUUGAAUGAAGCCUUCACAUCUGUUGUCAAAGAAACCUUUCGGCAGCAGGUGCUUACAAACGAACAAAGGUUCGAUGGCCGCAGCUUGACAGAUCUACGUGACAUAUCUUGCCAGAUCGACUUGUUCCAGCCACUGCAUGGUUCGGCCCUAUUCCAACGAGGACAGACACAGGUUCUGUGCACCGUUGCAUUUGACUCUCUCCACUCGGUGCUUCGAUCGGAUCCGGUUUCGGUGAUCACCGGUGGGAUGAAGGAAAAGAACUUCAUGCUUCAUUAUGAGUUCCCAUCGUACGCGACCAACGAGAUCGGACGCACCGGGCCCAUUGGGAGGAGAGAGCUCGGCCACGGAGCGCUCGCCGAAAACGCUCUUCGACCGCUCGUUCCGAAAGACUUCCCAUUCACAAUCAGGCUGACCUCGGAGGUGCUCGAAUCGAAUGGGUCGUCGUCCAUGGCGAGCGUUUGCGGUGGGAGCCUUGCCCUGAUGGACGCCGGAGUGCCCAUCUCGGCAGCCGCGGCCGGCGUUGCCAUCGGCCUUGUCACUGUACCCGACCCGGAGUGCUCUUACGAGCUUGCUGACUACCGGCUACUCACGGACAUCUUGGGCAUUGAGGACUAUCUUGGUGACAUGGACUUCAAGAUGGCUGGUACGAAGAAAGGCAUCACCGCACUACAGGCCGACAUUAAGAUCCCUGGUCUUCCUCUCAAGGUGAUCAUGGAGGCAAUUCAGCAGGCUACAGAGGGAAAGUCGGAGAUCCUCAAGAUAAUGAACGACGUGAUCAGCAAGCCGAGGACACAAAAAAAAGACAAUUGGCCCGUGUCCGAGAGGUUGGAAGUUCCAGUUCACCAGCGGGCACGCCUAGUUGGUUUCGGAGGCCACAACCUGAAGAAGCUGACUGCUGAAACAGGUGUUCAGCUGUCGGCAAUCGACGACACGUGCUUUGAAAUGUUUGCGCCAAACCAGGACGCCAUGAAUGAGGCUAAGGAGAUGGUCGAGCAGUUCCUGAAGGAAGAGCGUGAGCCGACGCUAGAGUUUGGUGCAGUAUACACAGCCAAGAUAGUCGAGAUCAGGGAAUCUGGCGUGAUGGUGACGCUGUAUCCAACGAUGACGCCGACGCUUCUUCACAACUCUCAGCUCGACCAAAGGAAGGUUAGUCACCCAAGUGCCUUGGGUCUUGAAGAGGGCCAAGAGAUCACCGUCAAAUACUUUGGCCGGGACCCCGUGAGUGGCAAGAUACGUCUGUCUCGUAAGGUGCUGCAGACUCCUCCGUCGAGUGUCAUUCGAAACUUGUCUUGAAAAGAGGCAUGAUGGCCGGAAGCUGGUACUCAUACAUCCUUCGUGGCCAGUUUUGCUCGUGUUUCGGUGCAGCAGCCAUAUGCGCUGCUUGUACUCGUGUAAAUUGUUUCCUCAUGUCCCGAGGAAGACCAUUUGAUAUAUAGUUGUACAUAUCAUUGUCAUAGCCAAAAAAACAAACUGUAUAGGAAAUAAAAAUUGAUCCACAGUC